GUCCGAUCUAUUUUGAAGCUUAACCAACAUCUGGACCUUUCAUAGCUGCGUAGGUGGCUUACAAGAAGCCGCAUAUCCAAGUUUCAUUACCAUUCUUCAACGGCCAGUCCAGUUUUUCUGUUACGAACAUACAUAAGGUACCUCUUAUUGAUUGAAAUCGCACAUUUAGCUCCUAUCCACUGGUCUAGACCCAUUAAUAUGGCAGACUUACCCGUCUUAGAAAGCAAAGUGGCUUUUGAUGCCCCCAAUGCGGGAAAGCCAUCCACCACGUGGUACAAGGUCGUCGGCGACCUAGACAAAUCGACAACCCCGGCCUUAAUUGUACUCCAUGGAGGACCCGGUGCGGGACACGAGUACUUGGCUUCUUUUACGGAUCUAUACGAGCAAUACGGUAUUCCCAUCGUAUUCUAUGACCAGAUCGGGUGCGGGAGGUCCACUCACUUCCAAGAGAAGAUAAAGGAUGAUUCAUUCUGGACAGUCGACCUUUUUAUUGCCGAGCUUGACAAUCUUGUUGACCACUUAGGAUUGCGCGAGAGGGGCUUCUUCGUCGCCGGCCAGAGCUGGGGCGGAAUGCUGGCAGGAUCGUAUGCAUCCCGGCGUCCUCACGGCCUGAAGAAACUGGUAGUCGCCGGCGCGCCUGCUAGCUUCCCGAUUUUCAUGGAAUACGGUAAAACGCUGCGCGCAGCCUUGCCAGCGGAUAUCCGUGAGAUAUUAGAAGCCGGCGAUCGAGAUGGAAGCUACGAAACCGCAGAGUAUGAAAGGGCUAGUGCCUUCUUCUAUUCGCGACACGUCUGUUCGCUUGACCCCAUCCCAGACCCUGUAAAGCAGGCCUUUGCAAACUUGAAAGAGGACCCGACUUCUUACCAUACUAUGCAAGGUCCUUCUGAGAUAGUUAUUACUGGCAACCUCAAGGACUGGGAGGGCUGGAAGGAUGCCCAUAAUAUUCAAGUCGACACAUUGCUUUUGAACGGGAGGUAUGACGAGGUGGGGGAGCCAUGUGUAGAACCCUGGGGUAUGGUAAUUCCGAGGGUCAAGUGGGUGGUAUUUGAGAAAUCUAGCCAUAUGGCGCACUGGGAGGAGCGUGAACGAUUCAUGCAGGUGGUUGGUACGUUUCUUACAGGCUAUUGAGGUAACUCGAUCAUGUUAUCAGACCUACCAGCAGACAUAUUCGCAUGCACUCUUGCUCCUAUGAAUGAAACCUGGGAUUAUUAUUCCAAGAGCUGAAGGUGGGUGAGUGUUGCAAUAGCUUCUUGGGUCGGUGCUAAAGAGUUACAACAAUGCAAAGGGGUUAGCAAAUCAGACUAUGUGUUACUCAACUCCAUACGCAAGCUUCUAUUUGAUGCAUACAUCUCUUAGUCCAACUUUGAUAGGUGAAUUUAAAUCAUACUGCAGGCAGAUCUGCAAGAUUAGGUUAAGAUUUGCGAGCUUGUCUGCGCCGCAUGACUAUAGCUUAUAGGUAUGUCCAAUAUAC
Messenger RNA from Daldinia decipiens, 1471 nucleotides. RefSeq names its product proline-specific peptidase. Gene Ontology annotation, molecular function: peptidase activity. The record is from RefSeq and is a predicted model, not a curated record. The transcript has 4 exons. NCBI's taxonomy places the organism in Eukaryota, Fungi, Ascomycota, Sordariomycetes, Xylariales, Hypoxylaceae. The coding region runs from base 199 to 1128 and encodes 309 amino acids. Gene Ontology annotation, biological process: proteolysis.